CCGUGAGAGCAUGUUCAUGGUCGUGCUACGUAACUACCAUUGAGUCGUACGAAACUUCGUAACUUUGUUUACUAAAUGUGAAAUAUUUAAUUUAUUGGAUUUAACUGGUUAACAAUAAUUUGUGAUCGUAUAUCAAUAUAUUUAUAUGUUAUUUUUCUAUAUAUUAGAUAUUAUUUUAAAGUAUUGUGAUCGAACAUUAUAGAUGUAAUAGCAAUCGCAUACUUUUGUAAAGGUAUUUUGUGAAAAUUAUAAUUAUUGAUUAAUAAAUCUUAAAAUACCUACAUCAACGCUAUCCAUUUAGUUCAACGUACGCAGCAUGUCUGGAACAAAUCCAAAUAAGUGAAGUGUAAUAAAAACAGAGAAAAAAAAUGGUGGAGUUAUUUAUAACAGUGAAAAGGACCGCGUGACAAAAUGUGCAAGAACGUGAAGAAUGUUGCGUGGGAGACGGAGACGCUGAUGGGGACACCACCAGCGUCGCGGUGGGAACAGUUCUGUCCGAGGGCAGCUCUGUCCCAUGUGGGACUCUUUAUUGCACUUAUGCUAUACACUGGUGGUGGAGGAUUGGUAUUUCGUGCCCUGGAAUACCCAGCGGAACUGGAGAAACAAGAAUAUCAUCGAGAACGUUUGUUAACAGAGCGAUGGAAUUUAAUUAAGUUCGUAUCUGAGUAUCAUAAUAAUGGAACUGAAGGGGGCAUGGAGAAGCUAUUAAGUGAUCAGUUAGCUAUAUAUGAGAAGGUAUUAGAAGAAGCGUCUUCGAGUGGACUGGCAUUAGAAGUCGAAAAUAAUUUUCCUGCUGCAGAAGAAAAAUGGAGUAUAUUACAAGCAGUAUUCUUUUCAUCAACUGUGCUCACCACAAUAGGUUAUGGUAAUAUAGUACCUGAGACGUUCUGGGGUAGAUUAUUUUGUAUUGCAUACGCAUUAAUUGGAAUCCCGUUGACAUUAACAGUAAUCGCAGACUUGGGUAGAGUCUUUGCAACGGUUGUUUCUAUUAUUGCAAAACAAUUACCCGCUAUGCCAAAAUGUUGCAAACGAGUAUCGGAAGCAAAUCCAGCGGGACAACGAUCUCUUUAUGCUCUCGGCGCAGUAGGAUUUCUAUUCGUGUAUUUGUCUGCCGGUGCGGGCUUGUUUAAAAUGUGGGAGGACGAUUGGAGUUUCUACGAUGGUUUUUACUUCUGUUUUAUUACUAUGACCACUAUCGGAUUUGGAGAUCUCGUUCCAAAACGGCCAAAAUAUAUGCUUCUAUGCACACUUUACAUACUUAUUGGUUUGGCGCUUACUUCAACUAUAAUAGAGUUGGUACGAAGGCAGUAUGCGAGAUCUUGGCAACAAUUACGAGCUCUGUCCGGGCCAUUAGCGGACACUUUAAGAAGACUAGGCGACGCCGGUAGGGGAGUAGAUGUGUCUGCUCUCCAUAGUGACCUUCGUAAAGUACUGACAGUGGAUAUGAACAAAGGGGUCAGAUGUUUGAGUCCAUUGAAAAAAACUCAAAUUAAGCCGGCGGCAACGCCAGUUGUUACUAUGCCACGUUUGUCUACUGGAAAAGAUGGACUCUCUGAUAAACGCCAACUAGAAUGGGAGGCUGCAGUUGAAGCGGUGAUAAGGGAUAUCACGGCACCUACACCUGAAAAGAAGCCACCAAUCGUGCAGAUAGUAAUAUAUGAAUCCUCAGUUUAGUACAAUUAUUUAUUAUAUUUGAAGUAAUACAUGCUACGCGUAAGCAAAGCAAGAGGGUCUUCCAAAUGCGUGUGUAAUGAGCAAUUGCCUUGAAUCAUUAAAUCGAAUAUAAAUAUGCACUUUAUCACGAUAUUGCAUAAAAUUAAAUUAAAUUUAAAUAUCAAGAAGUCUUGCUUCUCUAAUACAGAUCUAGCAUAACGUAAGGUUAGCUGAUUAAAAGUAACUUUUUAUACAAAUAUUAAUUCUACAUUUUCUCAUAAAGCUGUAAGCUCAUUAUAUUUAAUGAACAUAAAACUUCUAAAUUAAAUUAUCGUCACAUACUUUUGUUAUGGAAUUCGAUCACGGGCGCUUAUGCUGGCGUGACAUUUAGAGAUUACAUUAGAGUAUAAAAGUUCAAGGUUAACUUACUUCAUUUCAUUCUUCUGCAUUGCUGUUUAAAACUGUAUACGUUAAAUGUAGCGGUAAAUGCGUAAUCUGAAAAGACAAUUAGUUAAACAGUGUGGCAUGUGGUCCGUGUGCCAAAAUCAGAAAAAGAUGUGACUCGUGAUGUUUGUGUAUAUUGAAUGGUUCGAGUGAAGAUAUUUUGUUCGACGACGUUUGUCUAGGCGCAACAAACUGUAAACGUAAUGAAUUAAUUUACUAUAUUUUUGUCCACUGUUCCGUAUGAAAAUGAAUAUUGAACAAUUGUUGAAUAUGACUUUAAAGAAUUGAUGUUAUUGGAAAUACUCCUAAAAUUUCAUUUUAUUAUUGCUAUUGCAAUGCACUUUAUCUAUAUAUUUCAAUAUUGUUUCAAUCGCCGGAAAAAUAUAAAACAACGUACCUAUUCUUACCUUUAAGUGUAAACUAUAAAAUGAACUACCUAUUGGCCGUAUAAAAGUAAUUAUAGGUUAUAAACUAAUAUAAGAACGUAUUGAUUGCUACUGUAUAAACAUAAGAAUGUUACUUGUUCUUAUGGUAGAAAUAAAUAAACUUGGGGUUCGAUUAUAACGGAUUGUUAGAAAAGACACUAAUUAUUUGCCUUUGCAACUGCCACUAAUAAAGUUAUAAAGAAAAAACUGACUACUGUACGGUUACUGUAAUUUGCUAUAGUUUUAUUAAAUUGUUCAUUAAAUUGCAUUUCGUAAAUAUAA
Molecule: messenger RNA, 2804 nt
Organism: Galleria mellonella (greater wax moth)
Lineage: Eukaryota; Metazoa; Arthropoda; Insecta; Lepidoptera; Pyralidae
Product: TWiK family of potassium channels protein 7
Exons: 9
Coding region: 412-1674 (420 amino acids)
Biological process (GO): stabilization of membrane potential; potassium ion transmembrane transport
Cellular component (GO): membrane
Molecular function (GO): potassium ion leak channel activity
Source: RefSeq, a predicted model, not a curated record